Molecule: messenger RNA, 11295 nt
Organism: Chrysemys picta bellii (western painted turtle)
Lineage: Eukaryota; Metazoa; Chordata; Testudines; Emydidae
Gene: ZMYM3
Product: zinc finger MYM-type containing 3
Molecular function (GO): zinc ion binding
Source: RefSeq, a predicted model, not a curated record
GUCUAUCCAAACCAGCAUUCUGCUUCUACCAAUUCCUGAUGCAAUUCACCUUGGGAAAGGUGAAAAUUCCCUGUAAUGCCCCCGGCCAAUUGUAUACACCUGCAUAUGGGGAGAAAAUUCCUUUUCUAAGAACCUGAUCUGUGCUGGAUUCUCACUGAUGGGUCUUUGGUUCCUAGCUCAAGACUCGUUAGAACCCUCUCCUAGCUGUUCAGGUUUUGGGGCCCUAGAAAAUAGCAUGGCAUCAGUGCCAGGCUGCUUACUGGCAGUUUUGUCUGCCAUCCCCACGGAGUAUAAAUGUCUCCAAAUGUUCAACAUCACAGCUAGUAAAUGAGCUUGCUUCAGGGACUGCACCUCAUCAAACCAGCACUCCAGCUCUUCCCCAUGUCUCAGCUAUACUCAUCUGGUGGUGGUUUGUGUCUGCAACUGCUUUCCAGGCAGCUGUGGUCAUCUGUGGGAAGUUUUGAGGCCAUUGCCUGGGCAUGGUGGUGCAUGUUUGGGCAAUUUCCUUGGCAUUGAGGAGCCACUAUUCUUUGGCCUUUUCCAGGGCUCCAAUACCUGUUUUUGUCUCUUGGCUGGUGACUUGACACUGAGCGACAUCCACUUAAGUGUCUCUCUGUUUGAUGCUUGUUCUUCACUCACCCUGUUUUUGUGUAUGGUAUUGUUUUGGCAGGUGUCUUUUGGUGGCAGGUUUUUGGUCUGCAAAGAAAUGCUUGUGGUGGUGUUUGUUUUACAGGUGAGGUUCUGGGUAGAGGCAGUGGUUCUUGGAGAGGGAGCUGUGCAAGCUGCAGGAGAGUUUGCUUUCUGCCUUGGUCUCUGACUGGGGUCAAUUCUUGAGACAGAAUUGCUCCCUGGGAAUCAGGCAUUGGAGUUGGGCUGAUAUUCCUGAAAAAAAGGGAUUGCCUGCAUUUCUGUUCCGGGGCUGGUGUAUGUAUGCAAAUAAAAUGAGUUACACUUGGAAUACACCCAGAUUCCAUAUUGUUCACUUCUCCACUGGGAAGCUAAUGGGCAAAGCCCUAAUAUCUGCCAUCACUUGGCAAAGAGGUGACAUAGGUAUCAGCAGAGGGCCGUUGGUGUCAGAAGAAGGGAAAACAAGGAGGAAGGAGGCUGCUCCUCUGCUCCAAAAUCUGUCACAGGCUGCUGAGCAUGCGGAUAUUGUCUGCCUCAGAGUUUACCACUAGUGCCGAGGUGUUGGACACAUCAGUGGAUGUACCUGAGUGGUGAAGAGGCGUGUGGAGUACCUUCAAGCCCUCUGAGGCAUCCCAGAGUGGCCCUGUAAGUUGGGCUUUCUGACACACCCUGUCAAAGCCCCAACUCUGGACAGUUCUGCCUUAAGGCUUCUGGAUUUCACCCUCCUGCAUUCACUUGGCUGAAGCAGGGAGGAGGAUAAAGUUUCUGUGUAUAUUCUGGGCAACCUAGUUUGAUUACUGCUGCUCUUGUGAAUCUAUCCUGAAGCCUACAAUACCGACUUCAGGGCAUCCUGUUGCUCUCUCUUGGCAGGUGUACGAUCACUUGAUGAAUCAGAGUAACUACUGCACCAAGACCUGAGGCUUGAACCCCAAGAGUUUGGUGCUCCAGGUGCAAGAAACUCUAGUCUUGGUGCUGGUGUCCCUGGCACGGAUAGUUGUGGCAAAGCCAGUGAUGGUGUUUUCCAGAGAGCUUGGGAUGACCCAUAUUGUGUAGACCAUUCCAGCUGCAUGGGGGGGCAGGCUUGAGGGAUCAUGGCGUGGAUGGCUGCUAUUUAGACUCGUAUGAGCUAGAAGAUUGGUACAGAUUCAAAGGCCAGGAGCGGGCGAUUGUGCUCAUCUAAUCUGACCUCCUACAUAACUCAGGCCAGAGAACCUCACCCAGUGAUUCCUGCAUUGAGUCCAAUAACUUAAGACACUGGGAAUGUAAAGACUGCAAAUGAUGGAGAAUCUCUGUUGGCCAGUGGUUAGUUACCUGUGCUGUUAGAAAUUUGUGCCUUACUUUCAGGUUGAAUUUGUCCAACUUCAGCUUCUAGCCAUUGGAUCUUGUUCUGCCUUGUCUGCUAGAUGAAAGAGCCAUCUGCUAUCAGAAAUUUCCCCAUGUAAAUAUUUCUAGGCUGUGAUAAAGUCCCUUCUUAACUUAAUUUUCAAUAAACUAAAUAGAUGGAGCUCCUUACGUCUCUCAUUGGAAGGCAAGCUUUCCAAACCUUGUCUGCUUCUUAUGGCUCUUUCUUGAAUCCUCUUGUUUAAUGUCCUUUUAAAAGUGUAAACACUAGAAUUGGACCCUAUAUUCCAGCAAUAAUCUCACCAGUGCCAUAUGCAUGGGGGGAAUGCCACUCCCUCCUCCUGCUCUCCCUGUUUCUACAUCUGUCAAAGGCUACAUUCCCCAGUUGCACCCUUGAAGUGGGGAAGGGCAUUUCACUUACCUCCUACAUCAUUACCUCGUUACUUGAAAUCCCCUUCGGGAUGUCCCUUCAUCUGUGCUGCUUGAGUCCACCCCCUUUGGUGGGUACAGAACAGUCCAAAUGAAAAAGAAAAUACUUCCAUCGCCCUCGGGGCUUUGUGCCAAUAAGGGGAAGCCAGUCAUUCAGAUCCCCAAAGGAAGUCUUGGCCCCUAUAGCUAAAGCCAAGGCUUAGUCCCGGGGGUUCCAACAAAGGCUGGUUUUCUUUUCCGUCUUCUUUCUCCAAAGGCUAGGCCAGGCAGCGUGCUCAAGCCUUUCCUUCAGUAACCUAGGGCCCGGGGCUGGGAGCCCUGUGCUCCAGGUCUGCUUGUUUCAGAGGGCCUCCUCAACUAGCCUGGAUUCCUCCCUUUUAAGGGCCAACCCCAAGACCUGACGAGCCUCAGAGGCUUGUCAAAUUGGAGCUGGUUGUGACCAAAGGAGUUCUGUAACACCACCUUGCCUGAUGGCGGUGCGGGAGUCAUUUACAUCACCACAACAACCAAUAAUGGCAUUAUCCAUCUUAGCUGCAGCAUUGCAAUGGGGGCUCAUGUUCAGUUGAUUAUCUACAACAUCCUUUGCAGAGGCUCAGCUUUCCCAGAUACAGGCCCCACCCUGUAAGUAUAACCUACUCUUUUGUUCCUGUAUGUUGGCCCUUGCAUUUGGUUGUAUUAAAAUGUAUGGAGUUUGAUUUAUCAAGUGAUCUGAAUUUCUCUGUAACAGUGAUCUUGUCCUCCUCAUACCACUCCCAUCAACCUUAAUGGCCUCUGCCAACUUUAUCAGCAGUAAUAAUUGAGCUAUAACUAUUUAAACCAAGGGGAUUAGCCCAGGUCUGCGGGGCUGACCACACACCAUAGUUCCCUAAUGCUCUUGGUGGCAGAUAGGAAGGAACUGAUAUGUUUGGGGGCUGUGCUCCCUUGAUAUGAGUUAUGAAACUGAAUGUCAAUGUCACUAAGGUCAUGCAGCCCCAGUGGACAGCCCCUCAGACAAGGGGGUGCCAAUCUUCCAAGUAUGAAAUCAGAGUUGACUCAUGAAGAACAAAAGUUACUGGUAAGUAAACUUUUACUUUUUCCAGGUCCUUGAUAAAAGUAUUGAGUAGCAUUGGGCUGAGAACCAGUCUUUCGCAACACAGUCAUUCAUUGAUAGAUCUCAAAAUGUUAAUGGAGAAUCAUCUGUUAGCACAUAAGUGUAUUAAAAUCUGGCUAUGUUAAUAUUGUAUAGUGCUAAUUUUUGAAUCAGAAUGUUGUGUGGUACUAAGUCAAAUGCCUUACAGAAUUCUAGGGGUGUUUUGUCCACCCAAUUACUCUUAUCAAUCAAACUUGUAAUCGUCUCAAAAAAUAAUAUCCAGUUUGUUUGACAAGACCUAUUAUCUAAAAUCACGUUGACUGGAUAUUAAUUAUAUUAUCAUCCUGUAAUUCUUUAUUGAUUGAGUCACUUAUCAGCUGUUCCAUUAUUUUGCUUGAGAUCAGUGUCCUGCUUGCCCUUUUUAAAUAUUGCACAAGAUAAGCUUUUUUCUAGUUCUCUGGAAAUUUCCCAUUAUUUAAAGAUUUACUAAAUGCCACAAGUACUCCUGUUCUUUUUGCGGAUACAGCCUAACACGGCUGCUACUCUGACACCUGAAAAUUAACAUUACUGGUCCAGAGAGUUCCUUGGCCAAUUCAUUUAAAACUCUUGGGUGCAAGUUAUCUGCCUGAAGGGGAUAAAGCAGCUGCAGUGGGGAAAGCUGGGCUGGUAGGGAAAGCAGCCACAGCUAUGGUCAGCUUAAUCAGGGCCCCGCUGGGCCUUAUAAGAGGGCUGUGGGUCAGAAGCUGCAGACAUACACUUCCUCUAAUUUUCUUGAGAGAGAAGGACCUGACUGCCUGGGAAGCUGAGGAUGUUACUUAGAGUGGAGUAGUGCUGGGGAAGGGCAGAGGAAGCUGGGGAGCUCCAGCCUAGCAAAGCCCAGGCUGCAGGCCGAGUUAAGAGCCCACAAAAGGUACUGGGGCUGCAGAGGGGCAACCCAGAGAUUGGCAAGGGGGCCAGCUGCCUCUGCCGAUGAUGAGUGGUUUAGAGACUGCAGUCCGCCCCAGGGAGCGGGGGCUAGAUGAUGACUGGCAGUAGCCAUUGAGGCAAGGUUGGGGAUAGAGGGUUGGGAGUUCCCCUGGGAGGGGAGACCCAGAGACUGCGUGGGUACUGCAGAGAGCAGAACCCCGAGACAAAGGGCACCGGGGUCUGGGAGGGACACAGGGGCCAGCGGCAGGCAAGACAUCAGCCAUCAGAGGUCGCUCCGAAGCUGGAGAAAGAGCUAAUUCCCUGGACAACCAUCAGGAGGCGUCACGCUGGUGAGUCGUCACCCCAUCUCACCUGGACUUGCUGAUUUAAAAAUGUUGAACUUUAGUAGAAGUUGUUUAACACCUUCAUUGUUCUAGAUACUUUCUGAUAGUCAAAAAGAUGAGAAAUUUCCAGCACAGCCUGGAUCUUGGAAAUCUGAAUCGGUAUCUGGCAAAAGAAAAGUUUAAGAUGGUUACCCUAGGAGCCAUCGUGUGUGCUAGAGAAAAUCAGCUGCUUGAAUGCCCUGGACCUUAAUGAUGCUUCUGUGCACAAAGGGAAACGUCUCAAGCACUGGGAAUAUCUGAUUGGUUGUAGGGGAACAGCAUUAUCUGCACUUUUGGACUGGCAUCAGCACUGUGUUUUCAUUAAAUGCUUGGUAGUUGUGGACUCCUGGUCUCUGUAGGUAGCCCCGACAUUCCCCUGCCAUGGCAAUUAACUGAUUAAGGACACUGCUCUGGUUGGUGUCAAAGAUCAGUGUGUAUAUCCCGUGGGGUUCUUAGGAUACUUUAUCAAGAAGCUUAAUGACCAAAGUUCCAACUUGCACCAGAAGACAAUUGUCAUAUUCAGGAGCCCUCUUAGAUAUCUCAACUCAAAUCUUUCCUGCCUAGGAUGGGAUCCAACAUCUAAUUCGCUUGGCAGAAAAGAUAAUGAAAAGUCAGCAGGUGACAGUACAGGCCAUGCUAUGAAUGUUCUAUCUAGUGGCUACAACUGUGUUUGUAGUUUCCAUGGCACAAUCUGCACAUGAGGCAACCUCAGCAGACCCUGGGAUCCCACUGGAAAUAAGCAACACAAGGGCUUCCAUUUCAUAUCUGUGUAACAGAUUGGAUGUCUCAACACCUCCUAUCUAAACUGCAGCUGAGGGACUACCCCUUCAUUGAACUUUGUCUCCUCAGGAACAGCAGUUGCACAUAAAUGUUCUGGAGAUGGAGUCCUAUCCUAAUCCCAAAGACCUUCAGUGAUCUUGUAUCCCCAGUGAUGGUCUUCAUGGAAAGCAUGGCAACCUGAUACCCAUUUCAGUCAACAGACAAGGAGCUCCUCCAGCCCUUGAUCAUGUUUGUGGCUCUCCUUUGACUUCAACUUCCAAUCUCUCACGUACUGAGGAGCCCAGAAGUGAUCUCAUUUCAGCAGGGGUAGCACAGAUUAGUGCAUCGUUGCUGCCCAGCUUGCUCUGUACCAGUUUCAGGGUAAUUCCCCAAGUUGUUUGCUGCUUCUAAAUGGAUUCCAGUGAAUUUCCUGGAUCUUUGGACCCACUUUCUCUGCCUGAUAAGCCACUGAUUGGUGAUCUCCCUGCUGACAUGGAGUUUGGGGAAGACCUUCUGGGCUCCCAGACAGCUUCUACACAGCAAGGGUCAGGUCUUCAACCCCCUGUGAUGGAAUGGGAUCAGACCAAGCAGGUCACUGCAGAUGGGGACUUAGACCUUUUGGUGAAAGCAGACAGUUUGGCUGACCUAAGCAAAUCAAACAAUCUUGAUCUAAAUAAACCCAGUGUCUUGGAUGUUCUGGAGAAACCUGGUGUCUUAGAUGACUUGGAUGAAGCCACUGACUUGAUGGUUCUAGAUAAACCAGGGGAUUUGGAGGGUCUGUACAAGGCACAUUCUUCCCAGGACAUGGCGGAUGGGCAUGGGGACUCCUCUGUGCUGGCUAGGGAAGACAUUGUGCCAGAAGCUUGGAAAGAAGGGGAAGAUAAACCAAAAUAUGACUCUGGGGACCUAAAAGAUGAUUGUGCUGCUGCCACUGCUGCGCUUUGUGAUGGCAAUACCCUGGAGUCCCCCCUGCAGCCCAUUCCUGUUGCAGGGGAGCUGAGCUGUGCGCCAUCCACAGAGGAAUUUACAACGCAGCUCUCAAGUUUGCCAGCGGUUUCGCCACAGCCCAGUCUUAAGCAGGCAAAGAAAACAAGGUUGAAGGCACCAAGGAAAAGCUCCCCUGUGCAAAAAGAGGAGCCAGCAGCAGAAGAGGGGCUACAACAGAGCCCUGCCCUGCCCCCGGAGCACACUGACGAAGGCCAGGCUGAGGAGGGGGAGGAGGAUGGAGGUAAUGCCCUCAGACAAGAGAGCAGCAUGCCGAAAGCACAGGAGACCACACUGUCAUCAUCCCCAGGAGAAGACCUGGCCGGGAAGGGAAGCGAACAGCCAACUGAGAAGGAGCAGAAGAGAAGCGAACGAGCCAGGAGAUCAGAGGCAGCCAGGCCUGAAACUGUGAAUUCCUCCGAGAGCAUCCCGGUCUCUGAUGAGGACUCGGAUGCUAUGGUGGAUGAUCCCAAUGAUGAGGACUUUGUUCCCUUCCGUACCCGGCGCUCGACCCGCAUGUCCUUACGCACACAGAUGGCUCAGCGGGCUGCCCGCUCCACCGUCACCAAGAUGACUUGUGCCAACUGCCGGACCCCACUGCAGAAGGGCCAGACAGCCUACCAGCGCAAAGGGCUCCCUCAGCUCUUCUGCUCCAGUUCCUGUCUCACCACCUUCUCCAAGAAACCACCCGGCAAGAAGAUCUGCACCUUCUGUAAAAAAGAGAUCUGGAACACCAAGGAUUCUGUUGUGGCCCAGAUCGGCUCAGGUGCUUCUUUCCAUGAGUUCUGCACCUCUGUGUGCCUCUCCCUCUACGAAGCGCAGCAGCAGAGACCAGCCCCUCAGCCUGCAGAGGCCUCGGACACCAGCCGCUGCAGUGUCUGUCACAAGCCUGGGGAGAUCCAGCACGAGGUCAGCAAUGGGAACGUGGUGCACCGGCUCUGCAGUGACGCCUGCUUCACCAAAUUCCGAGCCACCAAGGGGCUGAAAACCAACUGCUGUGAUAACUGCGGCCUCUACAUCUACAACAAGGGAUUGCCACUGGAGUACCUCUUCCACGAGGGCCAGCAGAAACGCUUCUGCAAUUCCACCUGCCUCAAUAGCUACAAGAAGAAGAAUACCCGCGUGUACCCCUGCAUGUGGUGCAAAACGCUGUGUAAGAACUUCGACAUGCUGCCCAACGUGGAUCGGAGCGGCAAGAUGGGCCUGUUCUGCUCCAUCUGCUGUACCACCUCUCACAAAGUGAAGCAGUCGGGUCUGACUGGUCCCGCUAGGCCCUGCAGCUUCUGCAGAAAGAGCCUGUCUGAGCCCUGCUAUUACAACAAGACUGACCGGGUUGUGUACCAGUUCUGCAGCCCCAGCUGCUGGACCAAAUUCCAGCGUACCAGCCCCGAGGGGGGGAUCCACCUGAACUGUCAUUACUGUCACAAUCUCUUCAGCGGGAAGCCAGAGAUUCUGGACUGGCAGGACAAAGUGUACCAGUUCUGCUGCAAGGACUGCUGUGAGGACUUCAAGCGGCUGCGUGGGGUGGUGUCCCAGUGUGAGCACUGCAAGCAAGAGAAGCUGCUGCACGAGAAGAUCCGCUUCUCUGGGGUGGAGAAGAACUUCUGCAGCGAAGGUCAGACUCCCGAGCCCAAACCUCCUGGCUCUUCCCCACAGAAAGCAGAGACUAAUAUGGUGUCUGCAAAGGCCUCCUCAGCCCAGAUGUCCCCAGCUCCCCCACCGCCACCAGUUCCAGCCACGCCUCGGAAGAACAAGGCUGCUAUGUGCAAACCAUUGAUGCAGAACCGGGGUGUGUCCUGCAAGAUAGAAGUGAAGUCCAAGGGAUGUCAGACAGAGGCAGACUGGAAGCCACAGGUGAUUGUGUUGCCGAUCCCCGUCCCGAUCUUCGUGCCUGUGCCUAUGCAUAUGUACUGCCAGAAAGUACCCGUGCCUUUCUCCAUGCCUGUCCCGGUGCCUGUGCCAAUGUUCCUGCCCACCACGCUGGAGAGCACGGAUAAGAUAGUGGAGACCAUCGAGGAGCUGAAGGUGAAGAUCCCUUCCAACCCCCUGGAGGCUGACAUCCUGGCCAUGGCCGAGAUGAUCGCAGAGGCUGAGGAGCUGGACAAGGCAUCCUCAGACCUGUGCGACCUGGUGAGUAACCAGAGCGCGGAGGGUCUCCUGGAGGACUGCGACCUGUUUGGGCCAGCAAGAGAUGAUGUGUUAGCCAUGGCUGUCAAGAUGGCAAAUGUCUUGGAUGAGCCUGGCCAGGACCUGGAGGCCGACUUCCCCAAAAACCCUCUGGACAUUAACCCCAGUGUGGAUUUCCUCUUUGACUGUGGCCUGGUCGGGCCAGAUGAUGUAUCCACAGAUCCAGACCUCCCUCGCACCAUCCGGAAGGGUCAGAAGCGUCUGGUGCUCUCCGAAAGCUGCUCCCGGGACUCCAUGAGCAGCCAGCCGAGCUGCACAGGACUGAAUUAUUCAUAUGGGGUGAAUGCCUGGAAAUGCUGGGUGCAGACAAAGUACGCCGGCGGGGAGUCCAGCAAGGGAGAGGAGCUGCGCUUUGGGCCUAAGCCCAUGCGUAUCAAAGAGGAUAUCCUGGCCUGCACGGCUGCCGAGCUCAACUAUGGUCUUGCCCAGUUCGUCAAGGAGAUAACACGGCCCAACGGCGAGCGCUAUGAGCCAGACAGCAUCUAUUACCUCUGCCUCGGCAUCCAGCAGUACCUGCUGGAGAACAACCGGAUGGUGAAUAUCUUCACAGACCUUUACUACCUGACCUUCGUGCAGGAGCUGAACAAGUCCCUGAGUGGCUGGCAGCCCACACUCUUACCAAACAACACCAUCUUCUCCCGUGUGGAGGAGGAGCAUCUCUGGGAGUGUAAGCAGCUGGGGGUGUACUCCCCCUUUGUCCUCCUCAACACCCUCAUGUUCUUCAACACCAAGUUCUUCGGCCUGCAGACUGCGGAGGAGCACAUGCAGCUGUCCUUCACCAAUGUGGUACGCCAGUCCCGCAAGUGCACUACAGCCCGGGGCACCACCAAGGUGGUGAGCAUCCGCUACUACGCCCCCGUCCGGCAGAAAAAAGGGCGAGACAGCAGUUCUGGGAAGCGGAAGCGAGAGGAGGAACUGCCGAUCCUGGAGCAGCGGGAGAACAGGAUGAACCCACUCCGGUGCCCGGUCAAGUUCUAUGAAUUCUAUCUCUCCAAAUGUCCAGAGAGCCUGCGGAACCGGAACGACGUCUUCUACCUGCAGCCAGAGCGGUCAUGCAUUGCAGAGUCACCUCUCUGGUACUCGGUCAUCCCCAUGGACAGGAGCAUGCUGGAGAGCAUGCUGAAUCGCAUCCUGGCCGUCCGGGAGAUCUACGAGGAGCACAGCCGGGGCAGCGGCUUGGAGGAGGACAUGGACUGAGCGCAGGCCAGGGCUGGAGCAUGGGCAGGCGGCACCCAGAGCCCGCUGGGCUGGGUCUGCUCUGGCCUGGGAAGGUGUCUCCCCUGCUCCUCGUAUCUGGCCAGGGUUGUGGCAUGUGAGUGUGGCAUGGCAUGGCAUGGGGGUGUAGUGCCGCUCCCAGCCCUGCAGAUGUGGUAGCGCUGUCCAGCUCAGCGCAUGUAGGACUCUGAACAUCCCUGCCUGAUGCUAGUAACAUGCCGUCCCCCUCCCCCACCAGCCCCUGGCACCCAGGCCCUACCUGUGCUCUGCCUGACUGGGGCAGUGUCCCACUUCCCCCGCCUGUCUUCCCGGGGUGGAGAUACAGAGCCAGUCCCUCUCCCAGCCAGGAACCCCAAAGGGCACUGGCCCGGUGAGCCCUGCCUGUCCCUUCUCCCCAGGGCCGUUCUCAGUCUCCCCCUGCCUGGUGUAACAUGGGGAAGAGACUGCUCAGUGCAGUGGGGACAGGCUGGGCCUAGCAGACCGCACAGGAGGCCCUGAGCCUACAGUCAGCUCCCUGCCCAAGCAGCAGGAGUGGGGAAGUGAGUCAUGCUCAGCACGCAGGGCCCUGGGAGGAGCCGUGCCAGCCGGGGUAGCAGGGCCAUUCCUAGACGCUGACUCUGUGGGCUGGACCAUUCCCAGCUCUGCUGGAGGGGGCUGCGUUCCCAGAGGGGCCUGGCUGUGCUGUCUCUGGUUCCUCAUCUCAUUCUCCUCUUCAGCAGCGCAGAGCUCACUGCCCAGGGGGCUCCUGGGAUCUCCCUUCCCCAGCUCUGCAUUAGCUGUGGCUUCACCCUGCAUUGUGCACUCACAACAGCCACUGGGGGCCGUUGAAGGUCUGAAUUCUGCAUCGGGCAUGGGAGCCAAGGGGCAUCCUCGCUGCCAGAGCUGAUGAGCAGGGGCCCCUCCCUUCCUCCCUGCCCCCCAAGCUCUAGCAGAAUGGACGGUGCCCCCGUUGCUAGCCUGACACUAUCAGAUGGAGGAGGUAGCCUCUGUGCCUGGACUCAUUGCUGCUGGGCCCGUCUCCUCCAAGCCUGCAUUAGACUGAGAAUCCUGCUGGGCCGCGCCAGGCCAGAACUUGCAAGCAGUGGAGGGGGGCCGCAGGCCGACAGAGGAGUGAAGCCUGCCUGGGUCUCUCCCUUGCCCAGCCCCUGCCCCAGCUUUGCUGUUCCCUUCUGGCUCCCUCCCCUUGGUGUUUUGUUUUGAUUUUUUUAUCAGCUGUCAAUGGGACUCGGCACUGUCUGUUGAGUCUGUAUAUAUUGUUCUGGGACCUGGCCCGGGGCCCUCUGUCUCCAUGUCAAGAGUGAGCCAGUCACCGGUCUUGUUGUAGUGCUAACGGGGCAUUAGGCUAACCUUGUGUCUCUAGAAACCAUUCAUUUCAAAUAAAGAUGCAAAAACCUG